GCGGAAGCAGAGCGCAACUGUGGAGAUUCCCGGAGCAGUUGCUCACUAUGAGUUAUACAGGGUUUGUCCAAGGAUCAGAAACAACUCUACAAUCCACAUUUUCUGAUACUACUGCCCAGCCCACAUGUGACUAUGGAUAUGGAACCUGGAACUCUGGGUCAAACAGAGGUUACGAGAACUAUAGUUAUGGAUAUGGAUAUGGUCAGGAUAACACUACCAGUUAUGGGUAUGGUGUGGCCAGUUCAAACUCUUGGGAAAUUCCUAACUCCGACACAAAUACAAACCCUAAUGCUUCUGCUAGCACCGGUACUGAUACUGUUCUGUCCAAAAUUAAUCAGCGCUUUGAUGUGGUGUCUCACCUAGAAACGGACAUGAUGCAAGGAGCACUAUAUGGCUCAGGUGGAGACAGGUAUGAUUCCUACGAAGCAUAUGACUCCAGGGCUGCACUGAGCGACCGUGAUCUGUAUAGAUCCGGCUAUGACUACAGUGAGAUUGACCCUGAAAUGGAGAUGGCCUAUGAAGGCCACUACGAUGCCUACCGGGAUCAUUUUCAAGUCCGUGAUGCCUUUGGCCAGCGGACACAGGGCUGGGCCAGAGAUGGCCGCACUAACCAGCCUAUGGCUGCGGGCUAUGGGCGCAUGUGGGAUGACCCCAUGGGGGCCCGGGGCCAAUGUGUACCGGGUUCGUCCCGCCUCCCAUCCCUCUUCUCUCAGAACAUUAUUCCUGAAUACGGCAUGUUUCAGAGCAUGAGAGGCUCCUAUGGGAACAUGCGAUUUGGCUUCGGACUUGGCAGUGGGAUGAAACAAAUGAGGAGAACCUGGAAGACCUGGGCUACUACAGACUUCCGGAAUAAAAAGAAGAAGCGAAAACAAUCAAAUAGCACAGAUGAACCUGACAGCAAAGCACCUAAGACGGAUGGCUCUGAGAACAGCGACUCUGACAAUGAUGAGGGGACUGAAGGUGAGAUGGCAGAAGGAACAGAAGCCCCUGAUGCAGCUAGAAAGAGCUCCAGAACAGAAGGAGAAGAGGAAGAAAUAAAAGAAGAUGGGAAGGAAGAAAGGAAAGAAGAUGCUGAAAAAGGAGCACUGACUAUCCAGGAGGAAAUCAGUCAAAUCAAACGCAAAUUACAGGCUGGCAAGAAGACCCAGGAGAAGCAGAAGAAACGUCAGCGGGACCGGAUGGUGGAAAGGAUCCAAUUUGUGUGUUCUCUCUGCAAAUAUCGGACCUUUUAUGAUGAUGAAAUGACCAGCCACUUAGACAGCAAAUUCCACAAGGAACAUUUCAAGUUUGUAGGCACUAAAUUGCCAAAACAGACUGCAGACUUUUUGCAGGAAUAUGUUGCUAACAAAACCAAGAAGACAGAAGAACGUCGCAAAACCAUCGAGGACCUAAAUGGUGUGAUCCAGCAGAUCUAUAAAGAUCAAGAUCUUACUCAAGAGAUUGCCAUGGAGCACUUUGUGAAGAAAGUGGAGGCAGCUCACUGUGCAGCCUGUGACCUGUUCAUUCCCAUGCAGUUUGGGAUCAUACAGAAGCACCUCAAGUCCAUGGAACACAACCGAAACAGAAGACUCAUGAUGGAACAGUCUAAGAAGUCCUCACUUAUGGUAGCUCGAAGUAUCCUGAACAAUAAGCUCAUUAACAAGAAACUAGAACGAUAUCUUAAGGGUGAGAAUCCUUUCACGGAUGACCCUGAAGAAGAGAAGGAGCAAGAAGAAGGAGAUGGAAGUGCUGUGGAAGAAGGAGUGGUUGAAGGGGAAGAUGAGAACAAAACCAAUGAGAAAAGCACCUCAGGACAACCUAGACUUGAGGCAGGGGGCCAGAACCAGCAGCCUGAAGUAACAGCUGGGCCUGGAGAACAAACCUCAGCAAAGAGUGUGAUAGAGGAGCAAUCAGGUCUGGAGCUACCCCCAGAGGAGGAACCAGUGCCCUUAUUAGGAGGUGCCUUGCAGCAGCAGAUCCGGGGUAUCCCUGGCCUGGAUGUGGAAGCUGAUGAAGAUGAAGAAUGAAGGAGCCAAACUUCAUGGGGGGGGAAAUGGGAGAGAGCUCAGACCUGUUUUGAGUCAUCAUUAAAUCUUUUGAAUAGAGUGGUAAUGUGUGAGACUUGCUAACACCCACUUAACUGUUCUGUCCCGUGAAAGCCUAACCUCUUUUGUAAAGGGUUAUGGAAAUAGGGGAGUCUUUUUGGUUGUUGCAUGGGGUCUUGAAGUGUAGAGAGAGGAUUGAGUGGUUUUUGUUUGGAAACCCCAAUUACAUUAUAUCUCAGUUUUGGGCCCCUUGAAUUGAGGUACCUUUUCUUUAGGAGCAUCAUCUUUUAUAGUAUAUGCAACAGGGUAUAUGAAAAGGUGUGGGCUUCUAGUCCUCUUCUUAAGGCAGCUUUGUUUAUAAUUGUUGGUUCUGGGUUUGAAAGGACUCUCUCUGGAAAAAGAAAUUUCCCUGUGUUCUGCCCCAGAUUUCCACAACAACUCUGCCUGUUUAAUAAUUUUAUUUUAAUCUCUUCCUUUUGCUGCAAAGCAAAAGCAGCAUCAUAUUGUUUGUAAAAAUCUAAAAUAAAUGUUCAUUCAGAACUGAUAAAA
This is a messenger RNA of Gracilinanus agilis (Agile Gracile Mouse Opossum), 2573 nucleotides long. It is a transcript of the gene AKAP8L, whose product is annotated as A-kinase anchoring protein 8 like. The coding region runs from base 48 to 2006 and encodes 652 amino acids. Gene Ontology annotation, cellular component: nucleus; nuclear matrix. The transcript has 14 exons. Gene Ontology annotation, molecular function: protein kinase A regulatory subunit binding; DNA binding. Lineage: Eukaryota; Metazoa; Chordata; Mammalia; Didelphimorphia; Didelphidae. The record is from RefSeq and is a predicted model, not a curated record.